Messenger RNA from Mercurialis annua (annual mercury), 1530 nucleotides. RefSeq names its product ATP-dependent DNA helicase PIF1-like. The transcript is spliced from 2 exons. The record is from RefSeq and is a predicted model, not a curated record. Gene Ontology annotation, biological process: telomere maintenance; DNA repair. Lineage: Eukaryota; Viridiplantae; Streptophyta; Magnoliopsida; Malpighiales; Euphorbiaceae. Gene Ontology annotation, molecular function: DNA helicase activity; ATP hydrolysis activity. Bases 1 to 1530 code for a protein of 509 amino acids.
AUGGUCCUUGCUCUUAAGCCCACGUUCAUAACAGUUCAGAGUUCAAAAGCUCCACCAUUAUUGUUCUCCGUAAUUCUUCAUGGAUUGUACAAUUUGUAUAGAAAUUUUAGUACUUUAGCUGGCAGUACUAUUUCAAAGAAUGCUCCAUUUAGUUAUAAGAAGAGAACCAAAUGCAAGAAGAACAUAGGCAAUGCUGAACCCAAAAUUAAAUGGACCGAGGAACAGAAAAAUAUAGUGACUGAUGUUCGCGGCGGAUUCUCCGUGUUUAUCACUGGUUCUGCUGGCACUGGAAAGACAGUUUUGCUUAAGCAUAUUAUCAAUAUUUUGAAAAGAGCUCAUGGUUCUUCUCGUGUUGCUGUCACUGCUUCCACUGGCAUUGCUGCUUGUGCUAUUAAAGGGCAGACACUUCAUUCUUUCGCUGGUUUCGGAAAUGGUAAUGGUGAUAUUGGAACAUUGCUAGAUAGGAUUGGAAGGAACGAGCGUGCUUUUAAGAGAUGGAAGAAGGUGAAGGUGUUAGUUAUAGAUGAAAUCAGUAUGAUUGAUGCGAAUAUGUUUGAAAAGCUUGAAUGCAUUGCUAGAAAUAUAAGGGGUUCGAAGGAGAUAUGGGGUGGAAUACAGCUUAUCGUCAGUGGGGAUUUCUUUCAGUUGCCGCCGGUUCUUGAUAAACACAAUUCGUCGGGCAAAGUGUUUGCAUUUGAAGCAGAUUGUUGGGGUGCAAGUUUUGAUUCACAAGUUGAAAUUACAGAGGUGUUUAGGCAGACAGAUGCUGAACUCAUCAGGUUACUGCAAAAGAUGAGGAAAGGAGUGAUUGAUUUAGAGGAUUUGAAGCUUUUAGAACAAUGUUGUUCCAGCGAGGAGCCAGACGUCUCAGUAGCAAGGCUUUAUCCGAGGAUAGAAGAUGUAAAUAGAAUUAACGAGGAGAGGAUAAAAAGCUUGGGUGAGAAACUAGUUGUGUAUAGAGCUGCUGAUGGGGGGCCUGACAUAAGCAAUUUUUCAAAGGUGAUAGAGCAGGGGAUGGCUAGUGAGCGACUCGAGCUUUGUAUAGGAGCGAGGGUGAUACUGAACAAGAACUUGAAAGUUUGGUGCAAGCUUUGUAAUGGCGCCACAGGUACUGUUACUGGAUUUUUCCGUUCACACGAGGAUGUUAAAGAUCUGUCUCCCGAUAACCUAUUGCCUAUAGUGAAAUUCGAUUCAGGUGUCGAAGAAGUGAUCAAACCACAAAAAUGGGAAUAUUUUUUUGAUAAUAAAUUAGUUGCUUGGAGAUAUCAGUUACCUCUAAGGUUAGCAUGGGCUUUAAGUAUACACAAAUCCCAGGGAAUGACGAUUGACCGCCUUCACACAGAUCUCUCCAGAAUAUUUUGCUGUGGAAUGGCCUACGUUGUACUUUCCCGUGUUAAGACGUUGAAAGGUCUUCAUUUGUCAGGUUUCAGUCCGUCGAUGAUUAGGGCAGAGCCGAAGGUUAUACAUUUUUAUAAACAGUUAGCAGUUGAACAGGGCAAAGAGGAUGAAGAUGUGAACUACAAAGAGUAA